Molecule: messenger RNA, 1656 nt
Organism: Fusarium poae
Lineage: Eukaryota; Fungi; Ascomycota; Sordariomycetes; Hypocreales; Nectriaceae
Exons: 5
Coding region: 1-1656 (551 amino acids)
Biological process (GO): fatty acid beta-oxidation using acyl-CoA oxidase; lipid homeostasis
Cellular component (GO): peroxisome
Molecular function (GO): acyl-CoA oxidase activity; FAD binding; fatty acid binding
Source: RefSeq, a predicted model, not a curated record
AUGUCUCAGUCUGAAGAUAUUCUGAAUCAAGACAUCUGGAAUAGCCGGAACGACAUCGUGCCGCCUGCCUCUAACCAUGAUAUCGCCAUACACUACAAAAGGGCACAGUCAAUUUGUGUCCAAAGUGGCCUGUCACAAGAUGAUAUCAUGAACCUGACCCCGAAAUAUUGGGAUUUCCAUUUCGAUUUGAUUGCUGCUCGCGAUAUGACUGCGUACAUCAUCGCGAUGAUACACAUCAAUCUUUGCAUCGGAACGUUAUGCUCGUUCAUUCCACAUCGCCCCGAUCUACAGCCCCUAUUGGACAGACUCUUGAGAUUUGAGGUCUGUGGGGGGUUUAUGCUAACUGAGGUCGCCCAUGGCCUGGAUGCUCGGAACCUUGAAACAACAGCAACACUACUUCCAGAUGGCUCGUACGAUCUGCAUACUCCCCAUGCCGGGGCUGCAAAGGCAAUGCCCCCAAAUACGCCUUACUGCGAGAUGCCCCGUGUGGCUGUAGUAUUUGCUCGCCUUAUGGUAGAUGAGGAGGACCGCGGUGUGAAGCCAUUUCUAGUGUUGUUGAGCGACGCAAUGGGUAUGCGACCUGGCGUCACAUCCCUUAUGCUUCCUACAAGGCCGGGCACAAAGCCAUUGGAUCAUUCUUUGACCUCUUUCAAUCACGUUUCCCUACCUUCGACCGCACUGCUCGGCUCUAGCUCUAAGCCAGAGAAUGGCCGCAUCGAGUUCCUGCGUCAUAUCCGGCGCGUGCCUGUGGGAACAGUGUCCUUUUCUAUUCUGGGUAUCUCGGCUAUCAAAGUCGGGACACGCAUCGCAGCUGUCUACAGCGAGAGGAGGACUAUAGCAUCGGUCGACGGCGGUAAGGGGCGGAAACGGAUCAUGGACUUCAGCACUCAGCAAGUUCCAAUUGUUGAGGGAUGGGUGCAUGAAAAAGUCUUGAAUGCGUUCGCUCGCUGGACUAUAGACAUGUGCCCAGAUCUGACUGACCCUACACAGCAUGCACUGGCUACCAUUUUCAAGGCGACGGUGGUCAAGGCCUCUCAAGUCUUAAGGCCACUCGCCGAGAGGUGUGGAUGGCAAGGCUUCUUUGCGUUCAACCAGAUAAGCGAGCUGGACCUUACAUUCCAAGGGAACACCGUCUCCGAAGGCGAUACGUUGGUUCUAUGCAUCCGCUUCAUGCCAGAAGUAUUGGCGGGGAGUUUGGUCCUUCCACAGGCAAUGAAUAGAUCAUCUCGCUUAGCACAACGCGAAGAAGAUCUAAUUAGAGACAUGAAAUCGCGACUUGAAAGAGUCGGAGGCUACGACAAUCAUCGCGGUCCUGCCUUCGAUCGCUACAUUCUGCCUCGGUGCAGAUUACUAGCAGAGGCCAUUGGGAAUCGUAUGGCUUACGAGGCGGCUGAGAAGUCGGGCAUCUCUUCGGGGUGCUCACGCUAUCCCCUACCCGCACUUGAGCCCUUGGUCCAGGCACGGGCGCCAUCUCGGUCUUGCAGCUCAUAUAGCGCUGUCCUCGCCCAGAUCAGAUCAGAGUCUGUUACUCCAUCUGAGGUAGACGAUUACAUAACAGCCCCUAUCACCUCCGAUAAGUCUUGGGAAUCAUUCAUGAAGGGUCUUCAGAUGCUUAAGAGCCCGCUAGACGUGCUGACCUCUCUUUCGAAACUAUAG